UUAGGUGAGAAGAGCAGCUCUCACACACUUACUGAAAACCAGGGUGGAACUGCUAAAUUAACUGUGUGGCUUGAAAAGGUUUCCCUCGCAGCAGGGUAGUCACAGAGCCUUCUAAAAUUUAGCUCUGUGAUUAGCCACAGUGUAUCUGUGAAACACCUAAAAUGGUAACGUUUUAUCUUAUCUCUACCCUCAUCUAAGAGGAGUUAACUCAUCUGCAGCUUUGUGAGCUUUGAUACUCAAAUCCCCUUCUGGAUGCUGUGCCGGACUCUUUGGGGUUUUCUUUGCUGCUGCUUUUGAAGAAGUUCACUAGCAUGAAUUUUCUUGCAUGCACAGGUAGUUCAUUUUCCUUCACUGUAACAAAUAAGAAUGGGAUGAAAGAGUUGCAGUCACUUUUCCCUCUUCUGGUGGCUGUACUUGCACUUUCCAUUUAUUUCUUCUUUUCCCCAUAAGUUUUAUAUUAGUAUCCAAAGUUUUAUAGUCAUGGUCAAACUUUUUUUUUUUUUUUUUCUGGUCAAAGAACUAAUCUGUCUUGCUGGUACAAUGUCAUAAAAAGUUGGCAAAAUGCUGCCUCUCUUGGGUGCAUGUUUAUUUGGAUAUAUUGCAGUAGUGUGAAGAAAAGGGUAAAAAGGAACUGAUGGUUUUCAAGCAACCAACAUUAUAUGGAUAAAACUAAAUUAAAUUGCCUUUUCUUGGUGUUAACAACCUGAUUGCACCUUUUUUUCUGUAGCAUUGAGAGGAUUGAAGUGGCAUUCUAAGUCAUUAAAAAUCAUGACAACCUCAGUUGGACAGAAAAAAGUCUCUUCAAGACAAAGGAAGUGUGGUUUUUGUAGAUCCAAUAAAGAUAAUGAAUGUGGACAGUUACUGAUGUCAGAAAACCAGAAGGUGGCAGCACAUCACAAAUGUAUGCUGUUCUCAUCUGCACUGGUAUCUUCACACACUGAUAAUGAGAGUCUUGGUGGAUUCUCUAUUGAAGAUAUUCAGAAAGAAAUAAAGAGAGGCACAAAACUGAUGUGCUCUUUAUGCCAUUGUCCUGGAGCCACCAUUGGCUGUGAUGUGAAAACAUGUCACAAGACAUAUCACUACUACUGUGCUCUGCAUGAUAAAGCUCAGAUAAGAGAGAAACCCUCACAAGGCAUUUACAUGAUUUUAUGUCGAAAACACAAGAAAACUACGCAUAACUCUGAAGCAGAUUUAGAAGAAAAUAUCAAUGAACACGAGUUGGAGCCUUCACCUCCCAAAGGAAAAAGGAGGGGUCGUAAGGGAAAGCCAAGAAAAACUAAUUUAAAAGGGCAAUCAGAAGACACUAGAUCUACGUCCUCACAUGGCACAGAUGAAAUAGAAAGCAGUUCCUAUAGAGACAGGUCUCCCCACAGAAGCAGCCCCAGUGAUACAAAACCUAAAUGUGGAUUCUGUCAUGCAGGUGAAGAAGAAAAUGAAGCUAGAGGAAAGCUUCAUAUAUUUAAUGCCAAAAAGGCUGCAGCACACUAUAAGUGCAUGUUGUUCUCUUCUGGCACUGUCCAGCUAACAACAACUUCAAGGGCAGAGUUUGGUGAUUUUGAUAUAAAAACUGUACUUCAAGAAAUCAAGAGAGGAAAAAGAAUGAAAUGUACACUUUGCAGCCAGCCUGGUGCUACUAUUGGGUGUGAAAUUAAAGCCUGCAUAAAAACAUACCAUUACCACUGUGGAGUAGAAGACAAAGCUAAAUACAUUGAGAAUAUGUCACGAGGAAUUUAUAAACUCUAUUGUAAAAACCAUAGUGGAAAUGAUGAAAGAGAUGAAGAGGAUGAAGAAAGAGAAAGCAAAAGCCGUGGCAAAUCAGGCACUGACCAUAAUGACAUUCCUCAGCAGCAGCUCAAUGGAAACUAGGUAUGGAAGUUACUCCUGACAGAUCUGUUCCCGAGACGGAAACGCAAUAUCCAUUUCAUGUAGUUUAUUGCAGUGAAGUAUUUAUAUCUAGUGUAUGCAGAUAAGUACUUUUUAUUGGCAUACUGUAGAGGAAUGGGGAGGUUUUGUUGCUUUUUAAAUCCAGCUGACUUUGUAACAGUGGAAGAAGGGAGGCCCUCAUUUCUGUUGCUAAAUAUAGAUGUCAUGUCAGAGCUGCUAAAUGCUUUUCCGUACGAUUUUAAAUUUACUAUUGUUUUCAUCAUUUUUUAAACAGGUUCAAGGGACAGAGUUAUAGAACUGGGAAUGGCUAAGACAUCAUAACUACUAAUUCUUUUAAAUUGUUUUCUAAAAUCAGAAAAGGGUAGUAACUUCUUACUACCCAGCUCUGUUAGAAAUUUCAUUGAACUGCCUGAAACGUUCAUGUGUGUGAGCCUUCAGUAAGUGGCAGAGUUUUACAUGUCAAUAUUAUGUAGUUUGUAGUCUGCAGUGUCUGGAAAAAAAAUGAAACACUAUAUAAAUGAUAUGUAAUAUGUACAGUGUCAAAAGUUAAGGCAGACAUUGAAAUGAAGUAAGAUCUAUAUUUCUGGACUGAAUAAAAACCUUAAGAUUUGGAAUGUGUAAGUCGUUUAGUGGAUUCAUGCAAGGAGGGAAGGUCUUAGCUAGUUUAAUUAACAACGUGGACAAGCUGGUGGUGGCAACAAGCUGGUACUUUGUGAAUUUUGCAUUUUCUUCAUACACAAGUGACGGAGGCGAUCCAUGGGAAAGCUGCUCUCUGGUUUUGCUGGGAAAGCUGCUCUCUGGUUUUGCUUGCAAAGCACACAGCAGAAAAGGACUCUGUGUGCACCGAAGCACGCUUGAACAUUUCAGGUUGUUCCUGUUGGGAUUGCUCAUUCCGCCCGGCAUUGUUGGCGGGAGAUUUACUUGAGCAGCUGUUGGUUCUGAGCUGUGAGCUUUAGAACUCCUGCCAAAGGGCUGUAGUUCAUUCUUUCCCCAACCACCCACCUCUCUCUGUGUCCCUGAUUUACCAAGAACACUUCACUAAGUGUGAUUAAAACCUUGCUAUAGAAACGUUUGGACGCUGCAGCCCAAUCUCUGUAUAACUUCAGAGAGUUACAACUCUUAACUCACGAUGGAAUUUUAGCCACCAUACCUGACGUCCAUACCUCAAGUGUUCUGUGGUCUGUGGAACACUUCAUGUUUUGUCCAGAAUAUGCAUCAAGGUCCCAUAUUCUGUAAGAAGAAUGAGGAAACAACCUUUAUUAUUUUUUUUUUUGCUAGAUUGGUAUUUAUUUUUUAAUCUUAUGACCACUAUAUGAGAAACUUUGCUUAUCAUCCUUAUUGUUUUAGUGAUAAUUUUUUUGUCUUUCUGUCAAGUCAACAAUCAUGUCAUGGAAUUCUACUUGCUAGAGUUUGAUAUUCCUUUAGGGAAUAAUCAGAUCUAGGCUAUACCAAACCUAACAGAUCAGUCCUCUGACUGUUUUCAAAACACCUUGUCAUUUCUAGUGGCUACUAGCCUCUUCAAUUGGUCUGUUAAAGCACAUUCUCAGACUUGCUGAAAUAAAACCAAAAAGCUGAAUCUAGUCCACAUGUUUGUCUGUUGCUGUCGCAUCACCUUCUUGUUUGUUUAGGGUUUUGAUUGUUUCACUCUGAACUCUCUACCAAACUUCUGGAUUUGAAGGAAGGAUACAAGCAAAAUACAGUGAUUUGACUAUAAACUGCUACAGUUCUUCUGUGAUUGGUAUUGCAAACACAGUUAAUUUGUAACAUGAGUUUCUGUAGCAUUUUUUUACUUGUAUUUUUAAAAGAUUGAACGUAUGUCCUUUGUCUUCUUAAGCAUUCCCUUAAUGUCUUGAGGGACUCAAUUACUGUAUAUUGGAGUUUCUAACAUUUUACCUGUUAGAAUUCAACCACUUCUGUUUGCUCUCCUGGAGAAUAAUGCCAUUUUGGAAAGAAAUAUUGCUGUGUACAGAAAAUACUCAGUUAUUGCUCUAAACGUGAUGCCAUUGAUCAUUUUUAUUUUGUAUUUGUAACUUUCAAAAUUAAAAGCCUGACUUGAAUUGCAAUGACAGAUCGGUUAUUGAAAUUGUCUAUCCAGGUGUUUUGUUUCUCCUAGAGUACGAGCAUUUUUCAGCCACUCAGAACAGCUUUAGAAUGCAAAAUAACAUCCUUCAGUGUUUUAAAGUUCCUAGGUUUGUGCCUCAGACAUGGCCCUCCCAUGGAAAAAUGGCACUUUGUUUGCAGCUACUGUAUUUUAACCAAGGUUGCAUGGGGUAGAUCUGCCAGCAUAUUGAUUGUAUUUGAGACUGAGCUCUUAAUUCUUAGUGUGCCAGUUGCUUAGUAUCCUAUUCAGUCCAAUAAUUCACCUGUUAUGAAAUAAAUCACCCCAUUCCAUGCCUCAGAGAACCAGAGCAGCACUUCACCUUCUGGUGGUGGCAGAAAACUAGGUGGCUGGUUUCCCUGACCUCUUUGUGCUGAGAUGGCCUGACUAAACUGUCAUUGAUUCAGAAUUCAUGGAAACUAAGUCAAAAGCAAUUUAUUUUUUUUUUUCCAGACAAGCCUUUUAAUUUGUCAGAACUGACUUCAACUCAUGUAUGCUGGGUAAAAGUGCCUUACAAUGUAAAAAUUGUAUUUAUAUGUUCCCAAGUAGCAUCACCUGCUGGGGAGUGAUUCUGUCGUGGUGUUAAUAUUUAGAAGAAAUGUACCUCAGCAGUGUAUUUACUGUACAUCUCUUACAUCCUUAAUUGUAGUUUUAAAAAGCAUGACAAUGUAUGAUAGUAUACAACAUUUACAUCCUUUUUUAAAGACAAAAUACUGCCAUUACUGUCUUUUUAUGUGUAUUUUAGCUUGGAAUUUCAGACAGUCUGUCUGAAAUUUUUUUUGUUUUUGUUUUGGGUUGUUGGCUUUUUUUUUUUUUUUUUUUGUAAAGCAAUGUAAUCCUUGCAAGCAUUUAUUGGAGAUUAUUCUGGAGCAUCUACUGCCUUCCCAGAAAUAUUAGAAGUAAUGAAAAGUGCUCUAUAGGUGAAAUAGGUAUGGUUAAAUUAGCUAGUUAAAUUAAUGCAGUCUAUUUGUUACUGAGGUUUUUCUUUAAUAGGCACCUUUGCUUUCAUCUCACAAUCAGAGAACUCAUGAACUUAACAAAACUUGUCUUAUGAAACUGGUUUCACUUUAUUUAAUUUUUUACCUGUUGUUUUUGGGUUUUUUUUUGGCCUUUGGGCAUUUCUUUUGCUCACAAGAGCAGUGUGUGCUGUUUAAGACACCUGGAACCCUCUGAAAAGGGAGGUUUCUCCCCAGUUUGGUGUAUCUCGACAUGAACAGAUCUCCCCAGCUCACUGUAUCUCUGUUAACAGAUCUGCCAUUGUGCUAUACCAGGGAAGGACUGGACCAAGGAAGGAGACAGGCAUCAGAAGGUUAAUGUUCAGAUAACUUGAGGGAACAGCUGAGGUGAUGCCAGAGUCUCAAGGAGUGAUCCAACAGUAGCAGUGAACUGUGCUGUCACUCCCUAUUAGGGCAGGGUGAAAGGCUGGUUCAGCGCAGCUAAGCUGGGAUGAAGGAGAUCAGUGAUCAAAAGAUCUGCUCCUUCAGCAGGUGUUGAUCCACAGGAGGUUCUGUGGUAGUUACACCUGCACUCCACAAAGUCUGGUCUUCAGGGGCAAAAAGCUGUGCUGAUCUAGAAUGGCAUGAUUAUACUGGAUCUGGCCCUAAAAUGUGGUAUCAAGGAAGACAGCCUAUAUGAAAAAUAACUUCAUGCUCAACCAGAGUGAAAGAGCAAGAGGUGAUCAUCUAUCUGAAAUAUCAGGUGAUAUGCAGUGCAUUCCAAAAACAUGGUUGGACUUGAUGAUCUUCAAGGUCCCUUCCAACCAGGAUGAUUCCACAAUUCUACAUUAAUAUGCUGAAUCAGAUUGACAAGAAAAUUAAUCCUCAUUAGGUGAAAUGAAUCUUAAGAGAAAUAAAAAUACAUUAUAGCAACUAGUAACUCUCCUUCCACGUCACCAGAAAGAGAUCCCACUGCAUUAGAGAUGGAGAUGAACAAACAGAACACAGCUCUUGGUUUAGGUACUUGUUGAAGCAGUUUCUGUACAUGCACACGUAUGCACACUGAUUAGUCAGCAGUGACAUCUCAACCCUGAAAGGAUCCUGGAGAACUGUUGCUUGUCAAAAAGCCCUCAGGUUAGGCUAACAUUUGCAGCUUUUGCUCUAGCAUACAUUUGCAUUAGGUGUAAAGACAAGGAAUGUAUGAAAGAAGGUUAAAUGCAUUCCUAUCUGCAAUGUUAUGUAUAUUUUGUUCCUGUUAUAUUGGCUUUACUUCCAAAGUUGUAGUUUGCAGUAUUAGUUUCUUUUUAUUGGUAUCCUUGCAUAUAUAUAUUCAAUAAAUGAGUUAUGAAUUUCA
Messenger RNA from Apus apus (common swift), 6271 nucleotides. It is a transcript of the gene PHF6, whose product is annotated as PHD finger protein 6. The record is from RefSeq and is a predicted model, not a curated record. The transcript is spliced from 9 exons. The coding region runs from base 769 to 1866 and encodes 365 amino acids. Gene Ontology annotation, cellular component: nucleus. NCBI's taxonomy places the organism in Eukaryota, Metazoa, Chordata, Aves, Apodiformes, Apodidae.